CCCUUGGCGAGGUUAUGUUUUCACUGCUUGUGGCGCGAUAUUUAUUUACAAACGUAGCCAGCACACCGGUCGAGGUUGGUGGGGAUGAUUCGAGGUUGGAGAGGCAGCAAUUUGGCGGCAGCCGGCGUCUGUGCGAGAUUUUCUAUCCAUUGACUAUGAACGGUCGAUUAACCUGCUGCGUGACAGAGAAUGAGUUGGUACACAGAAAAGAUGGGAAGUGUAUUCACCUCUCUGAAGUUUCUUAUGGUAUGGAUGCUGAUACUUUUGGCAGAUUUCAUCCUUGAACUUCGAUUUGAAUAUUUAUGGCCAGGUUGGCUAUUUGUCAAAGGGGUGUAUGAUUCCUCUCGAUGUCAGGGCCUUGCUAUUUCCAUACUCUUUGUAUGUGCAGCAUUUACCUCAGAUGUGUUCUGUUUUAUCUUCAUACCACUGCACUGGCUUUUCUUCGUUGCUAGUACAUAUGUAUGGAUUCAAUACCUCUGGAACUCAGAAAGGGGUGUUUGCUUGUCUACUUUGUCACUUUGGAUACUUUUUAUUUACAUAGAAGCAACAUUCAGGUUCAAGGAUUUGAGAAAUUACAACGCCUAUCUUUGCCGGCCAUUUGCAGCCCAUUGCAUAGGAUAUCCAAUGGUGUGUUUAGGAUUCAAAUUUAAAAGUUACAUUUACCACAAAAUUAAAUUAAGGAAACAAAAAGAAGUUCAAAAACAGAACGAGUUUUUCAUGCAUCUUGUUCAGCAAGCCUUACCCUCAACAGAACAGCAACAAACAAGCCAGGAGCAGACAUUGGACAAAGUAUUUAAAGGGCUUUCACUAUGGUCUCAGUACCAGCAUGAAAAUAGAGCCAUUGUCAUUGGGAAGAAGUACAGUUUAGCCUUACCAGAAAUGGACUUUAAAGAAAGAGCUAAAGAGAAGGAGGUCAUAAAGCAAACUCUUGCAACCAAUAAUUGUUUACAAGGAACUGACUCUCGGAUGGGUGAAGCAGAAAGUGUGGAAAACCACUUUGUCAAAACAAUGGAUUAUGAGCCACUUGAAAGCGCUGAAAACCUACCCCAUGAUGACUUGUGUGCCGAAACCACAAAAGUCUGCAAGCACAAAUCACCAAAGGCACACGGUGCAUCAAAUGGUAAUGUGACUUUUGCCAAGGUGGAGAAGAAGCAAAAAUGCUCAAGCAAAAGCAGCAACACACGCAGAGGGAUCUUGGAGAAUGGCUCUCUGAAUCAUCAGAACAGCAAACCAGAGGCCAUGCUACGACUGGAAAAUGAUAUAAAAAAACUGAAGGCAGACCUACAAGCCUCUCGGCAAUGUGAGCAGGAACUCCGCAAUCAGAUUAAUGUACUUACCAAUAGCAAACAAAAAGUACGGUCUGAGCUGGUUCAGCUUCGACAAGAAAAUGAGCUCCUGCAGACCAGAAUGCACUGUGCUUUGCAAACGAAACAGAAGGACAAGCAGAACAUUGUGUACCUGGAGAAAAAGCUUCGAGCUGAGCUGGAGGGUCGAGCUCUGCUGGAGAAGCAGGUGAUGGAUGUAAAACGGAGAAAAACAGAAGAAGCUUCGGUUCUCACCCGAACUGCCUCACUCAGUGCAUCUAUCAGGGGAGACUGCACAGACACCUUGAAGAACAGAAUGAAAGAAAUGGAUGCAGAGUAUAAACAGCUGCAGGCAGAACUCAAAAUGAAAGAUGACCAUCUAAGGAAAGUAGAGCAGGAAGUGCAGGAACUUUGUAAAUAUAAAGAAAAUGAACAGGACACGGAAAUGCUGAUGGCAGCACUUUCAGCCAUGCAGGAUAAAACUCAGCACUUGGAAAUCAAUCUCAGUGCAGAGACCAGGAUAAAACUGGACCUUUUCUCUGCUCUUGGGGAUGCCAGGAGACAACUUGAGAUUGCACAAGGACACAUAAUCCAACAAGAUCAGGAAAUUAAAGAGCUCAAACAGAAGGUGGCUGAAGUUAUGGCAGUCAUGCCAGGCAUCACCUACAGUGUUGCAAGCACACUCAGUCCUGCAACUUCACACUAUUCCUCAAAGUUUGUGGAAACUGGGAAUUGUGUACUUGAUCCUAAUACUUUAAUGUACCAGUCUCUGAAGAAAUAAAUGCACUAACCUCCUUAACUAACCUUCAAUUGUGAUUUUCAUCCACCUAUGACUAACGUUGGAGGAUGAGAUGAUCUUGUUUUUCUUAGUAUUCAGAAGUAUUUAUUUUUCUUUUUACUGCAUUUUGGGGUCUUUGGGUACCAUUAAAUGGAAUUAAGGUGCUUUUUAUCAUGUAAUUGACUAGAUUCUCGAAAGAACCUUGGGUAUUUGGAAGCAUUUAGUCAUCAUAAUGUGCUUCAAUCUAUCCAAAACAUUAUAAAUUCUGCCUGGAGAUCUCGGUAAAGCACCUUACUGUAUAAUUGGUAUUGAUACAAUAUCUGAACAACAUCAAUGUGGUAUGAUUUAUUUUUAGUGUUAGAAACAACAGUCAAAAUUAACGAUGGGUGAAACAAUAAGUCAACAUUAACAAGCACAUCAUGAAAAGCAUAGGGGUUACUGUUGAAAAACAAUGUUGUGGAAAUAUUACAAUUAAACUAAAGCAAGCACAUGUUUCUAGUAGAGCAGAUCCAUGAUUUACAUUCUUGCAGAUGUUAUUCCUAGGUUCAUCAAAAGCAGUACAAACCCAAGAUACUAACGGGUAACAUAUUCACACUUAAAAAAGGGUCAUAAUUUAAAAGCACCAUUGUUUAGAUAUUAAAACAUUUCUAAUCUAUUAAUAAUGGAAUUGAUACUUCAUUCUUAUAAUUAUAGUUCUUCUUUCUUAAAAUGUUAAUAGAGACGUUAUGAAAUAAUGCAGUCAUGAAAAAAAUGUUUUCCAAAUUCCUUUUAGAAUGCGAGAGAUAAUUAUCAAGUUCGAUUUUGAUAGUAGCAUCAGUUCGUUUGAUUUGUACCUUCGCACAGCAUCAUGGUAUAUUGCAUUGCAAAAUGCACAUUUUCCAGAUAUCGGGAUCUUUGAUUCAUACCCUUACUAGUGAAGGAAUAUAUACCAGUUGGUCAAAUUUAAAGAUAAUUAUAUUCUACCAGUUAAAUCUGCAGUAGGAAAAUACAGUUUCAGCAAAACAAUCUAAGUACUGUUGCUUAAAGGCACUGAGAGCGGUCAUAUUGCACAAAAUUCCUUUGCAUGAUUCAUGACCUAAAGUAUUCUGCUUGAGAUACGAGGUAACGGCAACCACGGGCCUAAGGCAGCAUAGCCUGAUAAUGAUGGCACCCGGGUGGAAAACAAAAUGUCACUUAAUGGAGAGAUGAUAUAAAAUGACUAACAGUUUGUCAGGAUAGCAAAUGGAGGAGUACCUUAAUACGAUUGAGGGAUUAAUGGAAGAAUUCAAUAAGAUAUUGAUUUGUUUUAAGAAUGGUGAGGAAGGCCUUCAGUCCUGGUGCACAGUUUUACUUUGAUUUUCAUCAGCUUAGCAUGAGGGGGCAGGCUACUAUAAAUUUUACAGAUGCUUAGUCAGUCGGGCACAUUAUUUCUGAAUUUUACGUCAAUGAUCUGUGUAUAAAUCCUGAAGAUUUACUCGUGGCUUAUCAGAUGAUCAUUCUAAAUUAACUUUAAAAUUAUUUAUAAUAACUUGACGUAUGAAAUAUUUUCUGGCAGCAACAAUGCAAAUUCUGUAAUCAGUUGGGUAAAUUGGAUUGAAACAAAAUUGUACCUAAAAUAGCAGGAAACAGAUGGCUUCCUGCAGUAUUAAGGCAAUGUAAUGGUCCAUUGCAAAAUAAUAAUUACAUCACUAGAUUCUUGCUUUCUUUACUUACUACUGCAAGUUUUGGAUUAACUAGUUUUUAGAUUCAUUGUCAAAUAAUAUUUAUGAUGAUAUUUAAAAUAUGUUUGAUGUACAAAAACAUAUAUUUUUUCCUGGUUCAUCUAGGAGCUAAUACUUUUACACCAGGUUCUCGAUUUUUACCCAUCUGAUCCACAUUUUUGUUUUGAUUGAUCCAACAUCCAUAAUACAUUAUUUACUUUUGUUCUGUGAUUGAGAAACUCGUCUCUUCAUUUUUCAAUGGUAUUUACAUUUGUUCCAGCAUUUUCCCCACAUCUAAACUAUUCACAGGGACAUCAGCAGGAGUACAACCAGUACAAAAUAAUUUAUCUGAAAUGUGAUUUCCAACCACAUUGGCUGGAAAAAUGCCAGUUCGUGUUUGCUGGCUCCUUUAACUAAAUCAGCUUCUUUUGAAAUUGUGCAGUUUAAAGGGCCACCAUAUAAACUGAUUUAUUUGACCUCGCAAUCUCACGUGUGCAUUGACUGCUUGUCCAUGGAAUUCGAGUCCAUAGGCACAUUCAGCUACCAGAUCACAGAAAUAUUCUGGCUGCUAAUUAUAAUCUCUGUUCCCUGCUGACAUAGGGAGGUCACCCAAAUUCCAGACACAAGGAGAGAUGAUUUUUUCCCCCUCUCUAUUCCACAGGAGCAACAGAGCAGGUUUAGGAAUAUGUCCUUGUGCAUGUUUUCCAAAGGUGCAGGCAUUCAUAAAUUUCACUCAUCUUCUCAUGGAGACUUCCUUAUCAAUCUCCUGCUAAGAAUGCAUAUGUAUAACCCUGUAAAUUUUGAUGGUUUCAAAAAUUUGGAUACUGUUUUUUAUCAGUCUGUCCACAACCCCCUAACACUUUAAGGCAUUUUGGCAACCCCUACUGCCAUCCAUUCAUUAAUUGACAACUCUCCCUGCAGUCAGAAGAGUACUGCUGGGGUUAACUUUGUCCCUUUAUAUGUCGCUGCAAAGAUUUUGAGUGUGGUGCCACCUACUGAGAACUCCAAGAACUUACAGCACAUCAAUAAGUGAGUUCAGUAUUCCGAUAAACGUAAGGAAUCAUGACAUUUGUCAAAGGUCAUUUGGGGAAAAAAAGUUAAUGCAGCACUGUAUAAACUGUGUAUAAAUUGUUAACUAUUCUACCAAUGAAUUAAUCUAGAAUUCCGUCAACUCAAUAGCUUCCUUUCUUGUUCUACUUUUCACACACUACUUACACAGUCCCAGUUCCAGUUCAGUUCAUCAAACUACAAUUAUGAGAUAUUCAAAAAGUUAAAGAAUUUAUUAUUUUCAUUUAAUCCUUAAUGUGUUUACUACUGGAAUAAGAAAAUAUUACUUCUGUUUGAAACAUUUUCUUAUCAUUAUUCAUAAUUUAUGUAUAAAAAUAUAUUUAAUCUGAGGCAGGCAACAACUGUAUCAGCCUGCUUUACCUACAGGUGGUAUGAAUGUACAGUUCAGGCAGGGUUUGGCAACCUACGGCCCACGGGCCAGAUCCGGCCCAUAAUCUGAAAUCAUCUGGCCCGUCGGCAUAUUUUUUUAGUGACUAGAAUGUUGUUUUUGCUUUCAGUGGGACUUUGCCCAGAGUUGUCCCAGUGCUCAGGCAUGGCAGCUCUCCGGGAUGAUUUUGACUGGGAUGGUUUUACAUUGUGAAGUUCACUGUGCCUGAGUUAUUGAUCAGAGUGAACACCCAUUCCUGUGGACAUGCCUCACUGUGGAGUCUGUCACAGACAGAUUCCACCGCCUGUUGGUCAAUAAUUGGAUCAAUCUCCUGAACCAGUGGCCGGUGUGUGUUCUUUCCAAACUGAACUUACUGUGAAAUGGUUAAACGCGGCC
Leucoraja erinaceus (little skate) is the source of this 5592-nucleotide messenger RNA. Its product is annotated as macoilin-like. The transcript has 12 exons. Lineage: Eukaryota; Metazoa; Chordata; Chondrichthyes; Rajiformes; Rajidae. Gene Ontology annotation, cellular component: rough endoplasmic reticulum membrane. The record is from RefSeq and is a predicted model, not a curated record. Gene Ontology annotation, biological process: neuronal signal transduction. The coding region runs from base 190 to 2085 and encodes 631 amino acids.